Molecule: messenger RNA, 1746 nt
Organism: Alternaria atra
Lineage: Eukaryota; Fungi; Ascomycota; Dothideomycetes; Pleosporales; Pleosporaceae
Exons: 1
Coding region: 1-1746 (581 amino acids)
Biological process (GO): carbohydrate metabolic process; N-glycan processing
Cellular component (GO): Golgi membrane; endoplasmic reticulum
Molecular function (GO): mannosyl-oligosaccharide 1,2-alpha-mannosidase activity; calcium ion binding
Source: RefSeq, a predicted model, not a curated record
AUGCAUGAUGGAUCGACUCGCGCCUUCACUAAAUCGGAGCAAUCCUACGAUUGGCGGGAAGCGCCCUUCGUGAACAAGAUCGUGUCCUACAUACCGCUACCAACAACCACUCCUCGCAAACUUCCUCCCGUCCAGUCCAAAGACUUUCCCGAAAUACGCGCGCAAAGAAAGCAGAGAGAGCAACGUAGAGUCGCCGUACGAGACGAGUUCAAGCAUAGCUGGGACAGUUACAAGGAGUUUGCUUGGGCACAAGAUGAGCUCAGGCCAGUUACAGCGGAGGGUGAAGAGUCGUUUGGCGGCUGGGGUGCCACUUUAGUCGAUUCGCUAGACACACUCUGGAUCAUGGGCCUCAGAGACGAAUUCGAAGAGGCCGUGGAGGCUGUGGCGGCCAUCGACUUCGGUAAGACCAACCUUACCACUGUGAGCGUCUUCGAAACGACCAUCAGAUACCUGGGUGGACUGUUAAGUGCAUACGAUAUGAGCGGCAAGCCCAUCUUGCUUAAGAAAGCGAUACAACUCGGAGAGAUGCUGUAUCGAGCGUUUGAUACAACCAACAACACACCUCUGGGCUGGCUGCAUGUGGAGAACACCAAGGCGAUAGGGAGGGCAGCCUUUGCUGCUGAGAGCAACAUCUGCUUUGCCUGUCUUGGAAGCUUGACAAUGGAGUUUACGCGUCUUGCGCAGGUCACGUUAGAGCCAAAGUACUAUGAUGCGGUCGCGAGGAUCACCAUAAUGAUGGAUCACGCGCAAGACAGUACUAGGCUACCUGGUCUAUGGCCGACUAUGGUGAACGCCGCGAAAGAAGAAUUCAACCAAUCUCGCUUCUUUUCUAUCGGCGCGCUUGCUGACAGCACGUACGAAUAUUUCCCCAAGAUGUAUGCGUUGCUCGGCGGCGUGGAACCUGCGUACGAGAAGAUGUACCGUGACUCGGCGGAAAUGAUCGACGCGUACAUGCUUUUCCGGCCCAUGGUGCCUGACAGCGCGCACGGAGAAGACUUACUACUAUGUGGCGAUGUCUUUACACGCGGCGAAGAUGCCAGUCUCGACCCUACCAUGCAGCACCUGACAUGCUUCAUUGGCGGCAUGUUUGGCUUAGCCGGUCGCCUCUUCUCUGACCCUGACCACGUGGAUCUCGGCGCGAAACUUACCAAGGGGUGUAUAUACGCCUAUUCUGCUACCCCUACAGGCAUCAUGCCCGAGACAUUCGAUAUGAUCGCCUGCGAUUCCCGGAAAUCCUGUCCCUGGAACCAAACAGCUUGGGAGGUGGGCGCAAUGUAUCACUACAGCAGCAAAUAUAUUGCUCAUUUCGAUGAUGCGGUGGAAAAGUACAAGAUCCCACCUGGCUUCACCAACAUCCGUGAUAGACGGUACCUGCUCAGACCUGAAGCCAUCGAGUCCGUGUUCAUCAUGUACCGCAUCACUGGUGACCGUCAAUAUCUGGACGACGCCUGGGACAUGUUCACCAGCGUUGUUGCCGCAUCUCGAACGCCACACGCAAACGGACAAGUCCGAGACGUUACGUUUGUGGCGCCAAAAGCCCCAGGCCGAGGAUUCAAGUCCGUUCCAGGUGUAGGCGAUGUACCGUACACACACGAAGACAAUAUCGAGAACAAGAUGGAAAGCUUUUGGACAGCGGAAACGUUGAAGUACUUUUAUCUCAUCUUCAGCACGCCAGAUAUGAUCAGCUUGGAUGACUGGGUUUUCAAUACUGAGGCGCAUCCCUUCAGGCGGCCAAAGCCGAGAUAG